Molecule: messenger RNA, 4109 nt
Organism: Gopherus flavomarginatus (Mexican gopher tortoise)
Lineage: Eukaryota; Metazoa; Chordata; Testudines; Testudinidae
Gene: LARP1B
Product: La ribonucleoprotein 1B
Exons: 20
Coding region: 141-3371 (1076 amino acids)
Biological process (GO): positive regulation of translation; mRNA stabilization
Cellular component (GO): cytoplasmic stress granule; cytosol
Molecular function (GO): RNA cap binding
Source: RefSeq, a predicted model, not a curated record
CCCCUCCCACCCCGGGGGACCUGACGGGGCCGGCGCCGAGCGGAGAAGACGGCUCCCCAGCGCAGUCGGUCCGUCACCACGCCUGAGCCGCGCAGUUACCGCCUCAGCCCCGCUGGAGCCUGGGGGGCCGGCCCCUCGGCAUGUCCGCCGCCGCCCGUGUGUCCGUAGCGCCCCCGGAACAGCAGGUUGGGGGGACCGAGGCUGGCGGGGGCUCGGGACAGACCCGCUCCCAGGAGCUGGAGGAGACGGGACAGGAGCUGCCGGAGCCCAGCCAGGUGGUGCCGCAGGUGGAUGAAGCCGGGGAGAGCAGCGGUAGCCGAGAGGCGGAUCCCCCAGGGCAGGACGAGAAACGGCGGCAGCGGCAGGUGGUCGAGGCCCCCCUGCCUAAGGAAAACCCCUGGACCCGGAGAAAACCUACCCCCAACAGCCCGUCCCCGGCAGCAGCGGACACCCAGCUCGUUCUGCAGGACUCAGAACGGCCAAAUUCCGCUAAAGUUAUAAAAGCAGGGAAACCGAAGACCAGGAAACCCAGCAAGGCUAGUGACUUCAAUGAUAUCACAAAUUGGCCGACACCAAGUGAAAUAGCAAACAAUGAAUGCAAAACCACAAAUCAUCAGAAUAAAAAGCCACUAAAUAAAAAAGAAAGGGAGGAGAAAACUGAAAAGAGAGCAAGCAGUGAAAUUGAGAACCUGCAAACAAAGCCUGAUGGUCCUGGAGAAAAUGUCAGUGAAGACGAGGCUCAAUGUAACAAUCAAAGGAAAAAAGGUAACAAGCAGAAGUGGGUACCACUUCAUUUAGAUGAUGUAAGACCAGAUAGCCAAGAAGGAACAGGCUCUCGAAAUAGUUCAAGAUCUCAGCCAGAAACAAGCAAAUUAGUGCCAUACAACAACAGACGAAACGAGUCAAGAACUUGGCGCCAUGAUAGAGAGAGAAGAGAUGACCAUGAUGAAGUUUCCAGUGUCAGAAGUGAAGGUGGCAGCAUUCGAGGAUUCUUUAGAGGCAGAGGAAGAGGGCGUGGCAGAGGAAGAGGGCGUGGCAGAGGAAACCCUCGAAUGAACUAUGAGUAUUCGUAUGGUUACCAAGAACUGUAUGGUGAAAGGACCAGUCAGCCAUUUCAACCAGAACUUAAUGCUAGUAUGAUGUAUUACUAUGAUGAUGGAACAGGAGUACAAAUGUAUUCUGUGGAUGAAACCCUGCUCAAAGAAUACAUUAAACGUCAAAUUGAGUAUUAUUUCAGCAUAGAAAAUUUGGAAAGAGACUUUUUUCUGAGGAGAAAGAUGGACCAACAAGGAUUCUUGCCUAUUUCUUUAAUUGCCAGCUUCCAUCGUGUGCAAGCUCUGACUACAAAUGUUAACCUAAUUUUAGAGCCUCCAGGAAGCAUUCUAGAGGGAGAAGACCAGAAUGAUGCUUCUCGCAGCAGCUGGUGGGGUUGUGUGGCUGUAAAAGACAGCACAGAGGUGGAAAUAGUGGAUCAGAAGAUGAGAAAAAGGGUAGAUCCAGAAAAAUGGCCAAUUCCUGGUCCACCUUCACGGAAUCAGCCACAAACUGACUUCUCUCAGCUAAUCAACUGCCCAGAAUUUAUACCAGGAAAAGCUUUUUGUUCACAUACUGAGUCUGCACCAAGUUCUCCAAGAAUGGGAAGCCCAAAGAAAAGCUCUGAAACAAGUAACCUUCAAACAAUGUCUAAAGGAUUAUCUACAAGCUUGCCAGAUCUGGACUCUGAGCCUUGGAUAGAAGUGAAAAAGAGGCAUCGUCCAUCCCCAAUCAAACUAAAGGAAUCUGUGCAUACACUAGAGCACACACCAAGUCAGCAACAGCAGGCCCCACCUUCACAGGAACAAGAACAAGAAGAGCUUGAUUUUUUGUUUGAUGAGGAGAUGGAACAAAUAGAAGGUCGCAAAAAUACAUUUACUGAUUGGUCAGACAAUGAUUCAGAUUAUGAAAUUGAUGACCAUGAUGUAAACAAAAUUUUGAUUGUAACACAGACACCACCUUCCAUGAGAAAACAUCCUGGUGGAGAUCGCACUGGCAACCAUGUGUCUCGUGCAAAAAUUACAUCAGAACUUGCUAAAGCUAUUAAUGAUGGUUUAUACUAUUAUGAACAGGAUUUGUGGUUGGAGCAGGGUGAAAAUGAUUCUACAGCCAUAAAGCAAGAGGUUGAAAACUUUAAGAAACUAAAUCUCAUCAGUAAAGAAGAGUUUGACAGUCUUACACCUGAGCCAAACCAGGAAGUUCUUCCAUGGCCUUCAAGGUCACAACAAGAUUUAACAGAUGAGCUAGCUUGUAAAUUGUUUGGUGUUGUAGAAGUACCUCCAACAACAAUGGCUCGUUCACUGCCAACAGCAGUCCCAGAAUCUCCAAGAGUUCAUCCUGCCAGAACACCCAAAACACCUCGUACCCCGAGGUUGCAAGAUCCCAACAAAACACCAAGAUUCUAUCCUGUUGUUAAAGAAACAAGAUCCAUUGAUGUAAAGAUUCCAAGAAAAAGAAAAACACGACAUAGUACAAACCCUCCUCUAGAAUGCCAUGUUGGUUGGGUAAUGGAUUCCAGAGAUCACAGGCCAAGAACAUCUUCUGUGAGCAGUUCAAAUGCUUCGCCUUCAGAAGGUGCUCCAAAAGCAGGAAGUUAUGGGUGUACCCCUCACUCACUUCCCAAGUUCCAGCAUCCUUCUCAUGAACUUUUAAAGGAAAAUGGCUUUACACAACAAGUGUACCACAAAUAUCGUCGAAGGUGCCUAGUUGAGAGAAAACGGUUGGGAAUUGGCCAAUCCCAGGAAAUGAACACACUCUUUCGUUUCUGGUCUUUUUUUCUCAGAGAUCACUUCAACAAGAAAAUGUAUGAGGAAUUCAGACAACUUGCUCUAGAUGAUGCAAAAGAACACUACAGGUAUGGAUUGGAAUGCUUGUUUAGAUUUUACAGCUAUGGUUUGGAAAAAAAAUUCAGACAAGAGAUCUUCAAGGAUUUCCAAGAAGAAACAAAAAAAGACUAUGAAUCUGGUCAGCUUUAUGGAUUAGAAAAGUUUUGGGCUUAUCUGAAAUACUCUCAAUCAAAAACUCUACCCAUUGACCCCAAACUGCAGGAGUACCUUUGUAACUUUAAGAGACUGGAGGACUUCAGAGUUGAUCCUCCUCUUAGUGAAAUAUCUGGGAGAAAAAGACCUUCAGCUUCAAUAGGUGAGGAGAGUGGUUGUCAUAGACAUCAGUCUACAUCCUCUUCUAAGACUCUAAUUGCUGCUGAAACCACAGCUGACAAUCAGUUUCAGAUCGCAGUAAACUUUCACGAUGGGGAUACUGCGCAGGAAUCAAUUGACAAGUUAGGCAGGAACAGCGUUGCCACAAAAUCAACAGAAGGUGACAUAUCUAAAAAAUAGACUUAAGACAAGUUAGUGCUCUUGAGGUCAACUUUUACAUCAAUAUUUUAGUUCAGAAAUUUUCAAGGGGAACUGUUCGAAUGCUUGAUUAAAAACAAAUGUAUGGGAAGACAAAGGAUUGCAUUUUCUUUCACAAGAAAGUUAAUGUUUCCCAUGGUUGGGGGUGGCUGGUUCUGAGAUCAUCAAAGGGUUUCUAGGAAAAUGUCUAUGGUUUCAGUAUUGCUUUCCUUGAGCUAUUGUUUACAAAAAUGGCAUUCCUGUACUAUAUGCAAAAAAUAUUUUGGGGAUGCCUUACAUUUUAGCUCAUACUUCUUAAAGAAGAUACAAUAUAUCCAUGUUACUUAUUGAGCUUUCUUCACCUAAGUUUCCCAUUAUGAAUUAUUAAUUGUAUGUAUCAAAGCCAAAAAGAGAGUGUAUAUUUUUUUAAAUUACAGAAAGGAUCUAAGUUUGUAGGCUCCUUCUUACAUAUAUAAUUAUAAAAAUAUUUGCUUUUUUUGUAAAAAGUAAAAGCACAUUUAAGGAUGUGAACCUGUAAGGAACUGUGUGCGCUUCUGGAUUCUGUUUAAUUAUUUUGCUUUCUAUUUUUUAUUUCAGGUUCUCCAUAGUUAGUGUUUUGUUAGGUGUGGGGUUUUCUAAGUGGACAUCAGCUGGUUUAGUUUUAAGGAAGUGUUCAACACUUAUUUUUAUAUGAAUGUGAGCAAAAAUAAAGUAGAAGGGUAAAGUGAGUGUGUUUUUAUA